Molecule: messenger RNA, 1333 nt
Organism: Chenopodium quinoa (quinoa)
Lineage: Eukaryota; Viridiplantae; Streptophyta; Magnoliopsida; Caryophyllales; Amaranthaceae
Product: cucumber peeling cupredoxin-like
Exons: 2
Coding region: 365-1012 (215 amino acids)
Cellular component (GO): plasma membrane
Molecular function (GO): electron transfer activity
Source: RefSeq, a predicted model, not a curated record
AAUUGUAUAAAUUUAGAAAAUCAUGAGAAAAACACACUAAUUACACUGAUAUACGCUUGUUUUUGUCAUGAAUUCCUAAUUUUAUACAAUUUUCAAAAAUGUUUUUAAUGCUUAUAUAUAGUCUUAAUGGCUAUUUAUAACAUAACCCUAAAAAAAAAAAUGCGAGUACAGUCAUCUCCAAGUCACAUGCGAAAGUGCAACAGUGGUCAUCCCCUAGUCUCCCACGUUGUUUCCUUUCCCUUUCUUGCCAAUUUCAAAAUAUACUGUCCUACUCUACAUUCUACAACGACAAGCUUCACUCAAAUUAAUCUUAACCAUCCACCUAAACCAUACAAUAACUAAAUCAGCCGCCGGAGAUAGACAAAUGGCGGCAAUAAUGGCAGCGGUUAUAUAUAUAACCGCCGUGAUUGGUGUAACAUCCGCCGUAACUUACACCAAUCACACGGUGGGAGGACCGCCGCCAUCUGGUUGGUAUUUUAAUAGUAGUUCCAAUAUAUCUUCUACUAAUUAUUCCUCUUGGGCUGCUUCUCAAACCUUCAACCUCGGCGAUUACCUUAUUUUUAAUACCAAUACUAAUCAAACAGUGAUCCAAACAUACAAUUCCAAUACUUACAACAACUGUACCUCCGAUGACUCCUCCGACAACAACACACUUGUCUUCAACUCGGGUGCCACCAAGUUUGGUCAGCCAUUGACCAUCUCCGUUCCAUUGACAAAAGUGGGCCCCAACUACUUCUUUUCUGAUGCCGAGGAUGGGGUCCAAUGCCAACGCGGCAUGAGGUUUGACAUUAAGGUUGGCCAAGGGUUGGGCCUUCCCCCAAGCCUUAAUCAACCUCCACCUCCACUGUACUCUGCCCCGCCAAUGGCGGAGCCUCCCCCGGCUUUUCAAGGGAGUGGAGGUGGUCAAGGAGAAAGCAUGUACAAUGGAGUAGAAGGGCUAACUGAUGGAAUAUUUGGAGUUGCUGUGAUUUGGGCUGGUCUUAUUGUUUUGGGCUUGGGCUUUGUUUUUUAAUCGUUGAAGCAAGCCCAUAAUUGGAGGUCAAUUUUGAAGGGUAGUUUCGUAAAAGUAUUUUUUGGAUUUAAUGUCGGUAAGGAGUUAAGGACUAAAGAGCCGUGAAAUAAUUGUUGGCGGGAGACACAUGUAUACUUUAAAUUAUUUUUCUUUUGAUGUGAUAAUGUAAUACCUCUUUGGAUUAAACUACGAGUUGAUUAGUUGAAUAGUUUAAGCAUCUAUACAACGUCGGAUCUAGAGAUAAUUCUAUGUAAUAAUUCAAUGAAAUAUAUAUUUGGUUUGGUUUUUUUUUUUUUUUUUUUUUUUUUAAAAAAAAAAGUG